GGAAGAGAGCAAGAGGGGGAUGUGGUACUGCCACGGCCGCCACCGCAGCUGCCGCUGCCUGCUCGUUUCCGCGUCUUCCCGGAGGCGGCUGCUGGAAGCCGCCGGGAACAGCUGCGGUGCUCUGCCAUAUUGUGUCUUCCCCAGCCCGACCCUCGCCUCUCCGCUGCGGCGACCGAGCUGACGAACUAACUGUAGGAGUAAAUGGGUCCAGUAAUUGGAAUGACUCCAGAGAAGAGAGCUGAAACUCCAGGAGCUGAAAAGUUUGCAGGAUUAAGCCAGAUUUACAAAAUGGGAAGCUUGCCUGAAGCUGUUGAUGCUGCCAGGCCAAAGGCCACUCUGGUGGACAGUGAGUCAGCAGAUGAUGAGCUCACAAACUUGAACUGGCUUCAUGAAAGUACUAAUCUUCUAACAAACUUCAGCUUCGGAAGUGAGGGUCUUCCAAUUGUUAGUCCGUUGUAUGACAUAGAGGGAGAUGAUGUGCCAUCCUUAGGACCACCUUGCUAUCAGAACCCAGAGAAAAAAUCAGCAACUUCAAAGCCCCCAUACUCCUUUAGUCUUCUCAUUUAUAUGGCUAUUGAACACUCUCCAAAUAAAUGUUUGCCUGUCAAAGAAAUUUAUAGCUGGAUUCUGAACCGCUUCCCAUAUUUUGCAACUGCACCAACAGGCUGGAAGAAUUCUGUUCGACAUAAUCUGUCCCUGAAUAAAUGUUUUCAGAAAGUGGAAAGAAGCCAUGGCAAGGUUAAUGGGAAAGGCUCCUUAUGGUGUGUUGAUCCAGAAUAUAAACCCAACCUUGUGCAGGCACUGAAGAAGCAACCUUUUCCCUCUAAAUCAACUUUUUACACCCCUCCUGCAUCACCCCAGAGUGGCUCUUUAUCCCCUCACUACUUAAGCUCUGUGCUCAAGCAGAACCAGGUGCGAACUCUCAAAGAAUCUGAUAUUGAUGCUGCCACUGCAAUGAUGCUUUUAAAUACUUCUAUAGAACAAGGAAUUUUAGAAUGUGAGAAGCCUCUUCCUCUUAAAACAGCAGUGCAAAAAAAGAGGGGUUAUGGCAAUGCAUUUAAUCAUUCCAGUGCUAUGCGAUUACAUGAGAGUGAUUCUUUAGCCACCAGCAUCGAUCCAAAAGAAGACCACAAUUACAGUGCAAGUAGCAUGGCAGCACAGCGUUGUGCAUCCAGGUCUAGUGUGUCUUCCCUGUCUUCUGUGGAUGAGGUAUAUGAAUUUAUCCCAAAGAGUAGCCAUGUAGGAAGUGACGGCAGUGAAGGAUUUCACAGUGAAGAAGAUACAGACGUUGAUUAUGAAGAUGACCCUCUUGGAGACAGUGGCUAUGCAUCCCAGGCUUGUACAGAUACCUCUGAACAAGGGCAACCAGGCAAAAAGAGGCGAAAACAGUCAUGUCAAGAAAUUGAUGAGGAGCUCAAGGAGGCAGCUGGAUCUCUGCUCCACCUUGCUGGAAUUCAUACAUGUCUAGGUUCCCUAAUAAGUACUGCAAAGAUACAAAAUCAAAAGCAGAGGAAAAAAUAGAAAUACUUAUUAGUGUGAAAUUAUUUUGAAGUGUGGCAAUACUCUUCUACUUAAUUCUUUACAAGGGAUAUCAAAGCCAUAAUGGACUUCUUUUGUUUUAGGGUGGGGGAGGGGUGCUAAUUACUUGUUUCAAAACAUUUUUUGUUUGCUUGUUUUUUUAAAUUUUUAUUAAAUGACUGCUGUUAAGGAUCAUGCCCAGCCAUAUGAUGUGAAGUCCUAAAAGCAUAAUUUUUGCAAUUAGUGUCUCCAAAAUUUGGAAAUUUUCAUGUAAGAGAAUCCCCAGCCUCUGUCUUAAACUUGUAGGGGAAAUCUGUUAUUCUGUUAGUAUGUCAGAAUGUAAGAAUUGGUGGUUCUGUAGCAUAUUUUUUCAUUUUCUUUUCCAAUCUGUAGUUACCUAUAGUUGCUGAUCCAGCUAAAAGUUCUGCUGCUGUCUUUAUCACGUACUCCUCUCUUGACACAUUGCAAUCCAGUAAGAUGAGAUUCAAAUUUUUAAUUUUAUCUUAAUUUUUGUUUUAAAUUUGUUUUGUUGAGGUAUAAACAAAAUUGAACUAGAAAAGAUCCUAGAUUUCUAGAAAGUUCCUUUUGGAUACAUAGGCAGAGUAUAGAAAAAGUUCUAAGAUUCAGAAAAGGCAAUUUUGUAAUGUAAUUUCAUCUAAGAACACUCCAAUUCCUAUUACAAUCUUAUCUUUGAAAAUUUUUAACUUUCCAGAUAUUGCAUAGCAUUUAUUGGAGCCGUUUGUUCUUUCCCAAAGUGCUUUGCAGCCAUUGUUUAAAUGUUAGCCACUAGCUGUCUUUGUUGAGGAGAAACUAUCCAAUGAGAGGAUAUAGCCAUACAGUGUGUUAGGGGUUAACACACCCAUUUUGACACACUUUUGUAUUAAGAGGAUCUUUCAUUUGUUGCUAAGUGUACUGUAUUCUGAGAAUCUUGUAAUACAAAAGGAGUGUAAUCUAACAUAAACAUUUUGAAUACUAUUACUUGUGUCAUCAGAAAUAAAGGUAGAUCAUUUAGGAAAAGCCUUCUGUCCAAGCUUUGUAUGAAUUUAAAUUUGUAUGUGUACCCAAUUAAGUUAAAGGAUUUAACAACUAGAGAGAAAAAUGCCUUCAUGGAUUUCAAAAUUCAUAUAAAAUUAGAUCUUAUUUAAUAAGUUCUUUUGAGGAGGCAGUGUAAUACCUAUUAUGUGCCAUGAAAUCCACACUAAAAGACUUUGUUACCUUCCAAACAUGUAUUGACUAAGGCCUUCUUAAAUAUUUGAACAAAUCUGCUUGUAUGAUACAUUUUUUCAUAUUAUUUAUAUAGUUCAACUAUAUCAUUCAAAAAGAACAAGGGAUGCUAUUAAAACUAAACUUAUUCACUAUAUAUUGUUUUAUAACAGUGAAAGCAACCUAUUUAAAAGUUCAGUCUUAUACUACAUCAUGUUUCAUUGACAGUGACCUUGUUUUCAUUUUCUGAUAGCUCAUAUAUAUAUAUACAUAUGUAUACACACAGGCUCUUGAUUUUGAUUUGUUACUUUCACUAUUUCUAUGACAAUAAAUCAUUUUCUUAAUUUUUUUAAGAGACAAAUAUUUCUAUUUUAAGAGUUUAUUUGGGCAAAACUGUCAAAUGAGAAGCAUAAUGAAAAAGUCUUUUUCAAUUGGCAAAUCUUUAAGCCAGGGAUAACAACAUUAAUAUGAUCUGUCCUGUUUCCAUGUUAGUUGUAAUUGAACCUGGAUAGCCACAUUAAUAGAAUUGGUGCUGUUCAAAAAUAGUAAUUUUUUUCAACUUGUUGAUAUGAAAAAUAGUCCUUAAGUAUGCAACAUGAGGUAUUGGGGGUUUUUUUCCUUCAUAUAUGUCACAUCUUCUAUAGAAAAUGGCUAACCCAAGUUAACACCUUUUACUGUAGACAAUGAAUAUAACACCAAAAAUUGCCUUUAUACCACAGUAUAAAUAGUACACAAAUUAUAAAAAUCACUUUAGUAACAAAAUUUUUAAGCUAUUUACUGUGGUCCUCUGGAUAGACCUUAGUAACAGUGUUUCAAUGAUCUGGUUCCAGUUUGUUUUGUUCAGCUGAAAUUCUUUACCACAAAUGUUCUCUUUUGUUCCUGUCCAUUAGAUAAUUACUCUGUAUAAGUAAAGGAAAAUGAUCUAAGAUAAGGAGGGGGAAAGUCAUUCCCAGUUUUAAUAGGGAUCUUCAAAAUGCUUUUCUUAAUAUAAAUAACAAUAACUCUUUAAACUUGAUUUUUCUCUCCCUCUUCAUGUACUCUUUCCACAAAUUUGAAAGUUGAAAGUUAUAUUCAUCACUAGCAAAGUCAGUAAACACUUUCACACUAAAAACUAACAGGAAGGAGUUACAUGAUAUCUUAUUUUGAAUUCUUGCACAGAAUUCAGUGUAUCACUUUCCAUUUGCUGAUUUACCAAGGCAGUUAUUUUUAAGGGGAAGAAACUUUUUACUUAUGGUCCCCCAUUAUUACUUCCAUAGACAUGAUCCCAUUCCUCAGGGGUGUUGAGAUAAAAACAUGGCUAAUAAUCAUCCAGUUAAGGAAAGUCAUUCCAAGUCCUGUCGACUGGAAAUGGUAUUUCCAAGACUAUUUUAUUAAAUAUUUUCCUGUAGUAGAAACAACUUGGCAAUCUUGGAGAGGUUAUAUAUAUUCCAACAUAUUUUUAAACUGUGAUUUAAGCUAACAUAUAAUUUGCUUUGCAUCAAUGUACAUUGUUACAGCUGAUUCCAUUUUAUAACAGAUCCCUAGUAAAAGUUUUAACUCAACACAACUAAUCAUCUGUCAUAUCCUAAAUAGAAUCAGUGUUUCUGGAAUAUAUAUUUUUGAAAUUUAUUUGUGCAAUAUAUUACUAAAUUAGUUCAUGUUUUAUUUUACAUUUCAAAUUCAGAGAAAAAAUACUUGUAUUCAUGGAAAAGCGAAUUAUUGGUGGAUGACCACCUUUUUCCACCUUUAAUAAGCCUUUCCUGUCCAUAAUAGCCAGCAUGACUUCUCUUUAGAUUCCUUUGUAUAUAGUAAAGUUUAGAAUAUAUGUAUUUUUUUCUUUUGCUCCUUUCUGAGGCAUUAUGUAAAGGGUUCAUACUAGAUGGUCAAUUAAAUAUACAUUAGCACGAAUUUAAAACUAGAGAAAUUUUUAGGGGGGGAAUGUGUGUGUCUUGGUAGACCAGGAGGCCUUUCCCAGCAAUUUAAGCAACACAAGUGGCUAUUUCACAAGGCUGUAAAGACUAUUGUCCUAAAUACUACAGUAACUUAACAACUUUUUGUGAAGACCAUAGCAUUCAAUUAAGAACCUUUGAGGCUUUCUGGUUUACAUAUAUUUUAUAGUUUUUUAUUAGUUUGAAAUGUGUAAGCUUUGAUUUAAAUAAAGUUUGCUUCAGUAUGUUAAUGAUGUAGUCAAAUAUUUAUUGAAAGACAAAGUAGAGUAUUUUAAUGUUGUACCUGCCAUUUUUUCUUGAAGCACAUUUUUUGCAUCUAACUGCCAGUGCCAUUGUCAAAAGUUGUUUUUAAAAUUGUUGUACAUUUCUUAUUAAACAAAGUGCUUAAUUUUAAAGUAUUAUGUUGCCAUUAUAUAGUGUAUAAAAAUGUAUAAUUGCCAAUUCAUUGUAACUAUUAUUUAUUUGAAAGUAUAAGGAUUCUUUCUGAUUCAAGAAAUUUGAGUUAUUAAACUGUGUCCUUAUCCUCUUUUCUAAUGUAGCAUAAAAAUUACCCUGAGUUUGAGUUAUAACUGCCAGUAGGUGACCUGUCCAAGUGAACCACUUCUCAGUUGCCAGUCUUUGCUCAUGUUAAAAACAACUUAACAAAUGUUUAGUUUUUGUAUCUAAUCUCUGAUUAUUAAAAUGUUUAUAAAGUUUAUUUUUACCAAAGAGAUGCAAUUCAUUAUGAUGAAGUAUUACAGAAUAAACCUUGUUUUGUAACAUU
This is a messenger RNA of Camelus dromedarius (Arabian camel), 5412 nucleotides long. RefSeq names its product forkhead box N2 (gene FOXN2). Lineage: Eukaryota; Metazoa; Chordata; Mammalia; Artiodactyla; Camelidae. Gene Ontology annotation, molecular function: cis-regulatory region sequence-specific DNA binding; DNA-binding transcription factor activity. The record is from RefSeq and is a predicted model, not a curated record. Gene Ontology annotation, cellular component: nucleus. The transcript has 6 exons. The coding region runs from base 202 to 1521 and encodes 439 amino acids. Gene Ontology annotation, biological process: regulation of DNA-templated transcription.